AUGGCCGUCUUACGUCGAACGAAUCCCAUAACUCUUAUUCUAGCUGGUCUACUCACAAUCGGGUUCAUUUUUUUCAUUUUUUCCCCUUCGUCUGCGGCGUCUAGCUCUUCCUCUCAACGGCGAACAACCUAUACCGCUAAGAAUCCGCUAUCUCCUCCCUCCAAACCCUUCCAACAGGCUGGUCCAACCAAGGCCGAUGGCCGUCGUGCGCGUCCUCCCGUUGUCCUAUAUAACAUGAAUAACAAUACUGUAGCGCGAAACUCAGUCGAAAACCAUGAAUGGAUACUCAUUCUUACACCUCUAGCUCGAUUUUAUCAGGGGUACUGGGAUAACUUGAUCAAACUUACGUACCCGCGCCAAUAUAUCUCUCUUGGGUUCAUUAUUCCAAAAACCCGCGAGGGCAAUGCCGCAACGUCAGCACUUCAAUCUGCUAUUAAGAUCACACAAUCGGGACCCCUUGGCGGUAGAUUUGCCAGCAUUACUAUCCUACGACAGGAUUUCGAACCCUCAAUCGUUUCCCAGGACGAAAAGGAACGACACAAAUUUGAAAAUCAAAAGAUUCGACGUGAAGCCAUGAGCAAAGCACGGAACAGUCUUCUUUUUACAACACUGGGCCCGUCUACAUCUUGGGUUCUUUGGCUUGACGCCGAUAUUGUUGAGACUCCGGAAACCCUAAUUCAAGACCUAACGAAACACAACAAACCUGUUAUAGUACCUAAUUGCUAUCAACGCUUCCACAACCCCGAAACGAAAGAGAUGGACACACGACCAUAUGAUUACAAUUCCUGGAUAGACAGUCCGCGGUCAUUGGAAAUAGCCAACGCCAUGGGCCCUGACGAAAUCAUGCUGGAGGGAUAUGCGGAACUGCCAACGUAUAGGACUUUGAUGGCUCACCUAGCCGACAAAUCACCAGAUCGGGAUGUCAAUAAAAUCAUCUCAUUGGACGGGGUCGGCGGAACGGCUCUGAUGGUAAAGGCAGACGUGCAUCGUGAUGGCGCAAUGUUCCCAGCAUUCCCAUUUUAUCACAUGGUGGAAACGGAGGGAUUCGCGAAAAUGGCGCGGAGGCUAGGGUGGCAAUGCUUUGGAUUGCCGAAUUAUUUCGUGUACCAUUAUAAUGAGUGA
Paracoccidioides brasiliensis Pb18 is the source of this 1122-nucleotide messenger RNA. RefSeq lists its product as uncharacterized. The transcript has 2 exons. Gene Ontology annotation, cellular component: mannan polymerase complex. The record is from RefSeq and is a predicted model, not a curated record. Gene Ontology annotation, biological process: protein N-linked glycosylation; cell wall mannoprotein biosynthetic process. Gene Ontology annotation, molecular function: alpha-1,6-mannosyltransferase activity. The coding region runs from base 1 to 1122 and encodes 373 amino acids.